This is a messenger RNA of Closterium sp. Naga37s-1, 987 nucleotides long. Lineage: Eukaryota; Viridiplantae; Streptophyta; Zygnematophyceae; Desmidiales; Closteriaceae. The record is from the annotation of a GenBank genome assembly.
AUGUCCUAUAUCUCCUCUCUGUCCCUGUCCACUCCUCUCAUAUCUUUCUCCCCUCCUUGUUUUGUCUCCCUUCCCUGUCCACUCUCCCCCUCUCCAUCCCAUCUCCUCUCCGUGUCCUAUCCCCCCCCUCUCUGUCCUGCCCUAUCCUCUCUCCCUGCCCUUCCCUAUCCCCUCUAUCUGCCUUGUCCUAUCCCUCCUCUCUGCCCCGUCCUAUCCCCCCCUCUAUGCUCUGUCCUAUCCCGCCUGUCUCCCCGCCCUGUCAAUUCUCCCCUCACUAUCAGUCAUUUCUCCCCGCCCUGUCAGUUCUCCCCUCGUCAUUUCUCCCCUCGUCAUUUCUCCCCGCCCUGUCAUUUCUCCCCUCCCUGCUCACUCUUUCUUUUCCCCGGCUUACCCAUUGUUUCCCCCCCUCUCACUCUUUCUUUUCCCCUGGCUUACCCAUUGUUUCCCCCCCUCUCACUCUUUAUUUUCCCCGGCUUUCCCAUUGUUUCCUCCCCUCUCACUCUUUCUCUCCCCCUGGCUUACCCAUUCUUUCGCAUUGUUUCCCCCCUGAUCACUCUUUCUUUCCCCCUAGCUUACCCAUUGUUUCCCCCCAUCUCACUCUUUCUUCUCCCCGGCUUUCCCAUUGUUUCCCCCCCCUCUCACUCUUUCUUUCCCCCUGGCUUACCCAUUGUUUCCCCCCCUCUCACUCUUUCUUUUCCCAAGGCUUACCCAUUGUCUCCCCCCCUCUCACUCUUUCUUCUCCCCCUGGCUUACCCUUUGUUUCCCCCCUGCUCACUCUUUCUUUUCCUCCUGCUAACCCAUUGUUUCCCCCCCUCUCACUCUUUCUUUUCCCCUGCUUACCCUUUGUUCCCCCUUUCUUUUCCCCCUGCUCUUGCUCUCCCCUGCCUUGUCCAUAUGCCACUCGUUAUCUUUCAAUCUGUUUAUGCUCCCCUGUCUGCUCCUUCGCACCUUCCCUCUCCCUUCAGUGGUGCAGGUCGUCAAGCAUGA